Molecule: messenger RNA, 954 nt
Organism: Necator americanus (New World hookworm)
Lineage: Eukaryota; Metazoa; Nematoda; Chromadorea; Rhabditida; Ancylostomatidae
Exons: 1
Coding region: 1-954 (317 amino acids)
Cellular component (GO): nucleus
Molecular function (GO): DNA binding
Source: RefSeq, a predicted model, not a curated record
AUGCCAGCAACGAAGAGAGCCCGACGAUACAAAAAACCAAGCGUUGAAGAAGUUGAAGAUGCCAUCUACAACUGGGUUGUCAAAAAACGAGAAGAAAAUAGAGCUGUCACGGUGAAAGAAAUAAGGACCAAAGCAAAGGAAUUAGCAGAAGAGCAUGGUCACCAAAAUUUUAAAGCAUCUGCGCAUUGGUGCAUCCUGUUUAUGGCGCGAAAAAAGCUCUCUGUACGAAGAAGAACAAGUGUCGGUCAACCAUUACCGUCUGACCAUCUACAAAAAUGCUCGGAUUUUCGAAAGUUCGUUGCAGCUGAAGCCUUAAACGUAUCCCCUUUCAAUUUGGGAAAUAUUGAUGAAGUACCAGUUCCCUUUGAUAUCAUCUAUGAACGGACAGUUGAUGUGAAGGGACGAGAGAACAUUAAAAUUGAUUCUACCGGCCAUGAGAAAUCUAAUUUUAUUGUGAAAACAAAUGAAAAAGGUUGGAUGAAUCAGGAACUGAUGAAAGAAUGUAUCGUUGAAGUAUGGAACAAAAGAGAAAAUCACAAUUCCGACUCUGAUCGCUCUUUGCUGAUAUUUGAUUCUGUUCGUUGCCACGUAACUGAUGAAGUGAAACAAUUUUGUCAACAAUAUAGCAAAAUUGCCGUAAUACCAGGAGGAUUGACUAAAAUAUUGCAACCCUUAGACGUCGGCAUCAACAAACCGUUUAAAGACCACUUGAAAGCUGGCUGGGAAAAAUGGAUGAGAGAUGAAGCUAAAGCAACUUACACAAAAAGUGGAAUAAGGAGAAGGAUGAGCUACGAAGAAGCUGCAUUUUUAGUUAGCGAAAGUUUCCAAUCCAUUUCAUCUGAUGUUAUUCAACAUAGCUUUGAAAAAGCAUUGUGUGAUUUGGAAAAUCUCAAAAACGAUUUUGCCAUGAUGAAUAUAAACGAUGAUGACGAAGUAGAAAUUGGAAAAGUUUAG